UCUCAUUCCUGGUGGUCACCAUAGAUACCGAGUCCCUAGGUUGCCGUGGGGUGCUGGAUUUAUUGGAUGCAUGCAGGGAACUACUGUAGGCAUGAUGACUGACUGGUGUCCGCCAGGAAGUGCCUAGAAGGUUUGUAUUGUAUGCUAGGGAAGGAUGCUCCCACCCGACUGUGAUGAAGGACAUGUGUGCAGAUUGUGGGGCCAAUCUCAGAGUGGAGAACUCAAUGUCAGGUGACAGAAAGGAGCAGGUCAGUGCCUCCGUUGCCAUGGUGCACAGCAUUCCUGAGCUGGUCGUCAGUGAACAGCAAGCGAAGGAGAUUGGGAAGGCUGAUGAAGAGCGGCACGUAAAGACCAGGAAGCUAGUUCUGCUCAUGGACCUCGAUCAAGCCCUUGUGCACACCACAAACAACAACAUUCCACCAAAUCUCAAGGAUGUAGAGCAUUUCCAACUCCCUCACGGCAACAGGAUGCUGUGGUACCACACAAGGCUGCGGCCCGGCAUCAAAGAGUUCCUGAAGAGAAUAUCUAAGCUGUACGAACUUCACAUCGGCACGUUUGGCGUGAGACUGUACGUGCACACGAUCGCUAUGAUUCUUGACCCCAGUCGGAGUCUGUUCUCCCAUCGUAUUUUGUCCAGGGACGAGAGCAAACCGCCAAUUUGAAACCUUCCUGAGAGUGAUUCUGACUACUGGUGAGUCACUAAAUUCCCUGCAUUCCACAACACCGGUGUGCUCCGCUGACACAUGGAAAUUGAUGAAAUUUGGUGACAUUUUUUAUGUGGUGAAAAAAUGUCGUAAGGUAAUCCUUCCC
This is a messenger RNA of Dreissena polymorpha, 810 nucleotides long. RefSeq names its product RNA polymerase II subunit A C-terminal domain phosphatase-like. The record is from RefSeq and is a predicted model, not a curated record. The transcript is spliced from 6 exons. Lineage: Eukaryota; Metazoa; Mollusca; Bivalvia; Myida; Dreissenidae. Bases 174 to 662 code for a protein of 162 amino acids. Gene Ontology annotation, molecular function: RNA polymerase II CTD heptapeptide repeat phosphatase activity.